UAAUGUGGAAUCAAUCCUUUACCACUGCUUACAUCCAAACCUAAUAACCAAUCAUCUAUCCAAUUUAUUAUGUGCCUGUUGUUUAAGGAUAUAUAGGAUAAUAAGACCCUUAUUUCAAUACCUAAUAUUUACCUUAAGGAUAAUGCUAAUAGGAAAAUAUUACUAUUGCUGAGGUGUCCAAAUAACCUACUGAGUACUCCCAAGUUUAAAAAUAAGAGAAAUAAUAAGAAGAAAGUAAUUGUUCAAUAAUGAUGACAAAUAAACUGAAAUCAAAGAAAUGUUUAUCAGCUUUAAAUUUGUCACAAAAGUCAACUAACAUAUAGAAAAAUUAUGCAAAAGCAAUUGUCUAAUUUAUGAUAAGAUAGAGAAUUGAAAUAUUAAAGUACCUUGGUGAAAAAUAAGGAAUAGAAUUUUUAAAAAUCUUGACAUAAUUAAAAAAUAAUAUAAAAAAUAUUAACCAUAUCAAGAAGCACUUAAAAGAAGAUAAUCAAUUAUGUUUAUUUAGAAUAAUAGCAAAUAGAUUUUUAAGAAAAGAAGCUAUAGGAUAUGUAUAUAAUUCAAACAUAAAAUCAACUAGUCAUCAUGUUAAAUAAAGAAAUCAAAUAAGACUUAAUUUAUAUUAAUGCUGA
This is a messenger RNA of Paramecium pentaurelia, 629 nucleotides long. The record is from the annotation of a GenBank genome assembly. NCBI's taxonomy places the organism in Eukaryota, Ciliophora, Oligohymenophorea, Peniculida, Parameciidae.